AUGUUUCCUAACAACGUCUAUGAAAUCGAGGAGCUUUCCCCUGAUGAUCGCGCUCUGUAUGCGCAGAAGUAUCGGAAAUAUCUCCGCCGUAUAGCGCAAGCAGCAAUAUGGACCACCUACAUCUACUUUACAGUGCGGCUAUUUUUCACCGUGAUGAGCCCAGAGCAAACAUGGCAAAGAUGGUUAAUGCUCGGAGUUGAGGGUCUAUUUGCUCAUAUUUCCCUAAACCACCAACGCUUAUCGCUAGCCGCAACGACAAAGCCACCACAUCAGACACUCCGCAAGAGACUACGCAGCAACGAAAACCUGCCCAGAGUCGAUGUGCUAGUAACAUGCUGCGGAGAGCCAGUCGAAAUCAUCCUGGACACGGUCCGAGCAGCAUGUGGUUUAGACUACCCAGCUUCCCGGUUUCGAGUCCGCCUUCUGGAUGAUGGAGCGUCAACUGACUUGCACGACGCAAUUGCAAAACUCGCCACAAAAUGGACUCACCUAUCCUAUCACACCCGCGGCAAGCAAUCCGGGCAAUCCUUCGCCAAAGCAGGAAAUCUUAACUACGCCCUAUUCUCCCUGCAAACCGAAGACCCGCCAGAGUUCUGCACAGUCGUCGAUGCAGACUCCAUCCUGAUGCCGGAGUUUCUGCGCGCGACACUGCCCCAUCUACUUGAAGACCCAAAGGCAGCAUUACUGACCACGCGACAGUAUUUCUAUAAUCUGCCCUGUGGCGAUCCCCUCUCCCAGUCGCGGGCUUACUUCUACACGUGUGAGAAUACAGAACUCGAUCUUCUCGGUCAUGCGCUAGACGCAGGUUCAGGUGCAGUCUUCCGUCGCGACGCGAUUCUCGACGCAGGUGGAUAUCCGACCUAUUCUUUCUCGGAAGAUUGGCAGCUAUCGUUGAUUUUACGAGGGCUGGGAAAGCGCACGAUGCAGGUACAAGAGGUUUUGCAAUUCGGCCUCGUUCCUACUUCUCUCGCGGGACAUCUCAAACAGCGGAAUCGGUGGCACAUCGGACACUCUCAGCAGAUUUCUGUGUUGCUCCCUUCUGUCAACAAGGCGAUUCCAGAGCAUCUGCGUUGGGAUAUUGCUCUUGGGGGACUGUCUAUCAUGGCAGGUCUUGUGACCUACUCGAUCGGAUUUGUUGCUCUGCCUUUCCUUCUGGUCUCCGAUGGUGGGUUUAUUCCUGCUGGGUCGGCGUUGGAGGUGAAGAUUCAGCUUGUUUUAGCCAUCGUGCAUGUUGCGUCCACAUGGGCAUAUGACUGGGCUCGGAGUGCACACGCGGGUGUUCCAUUUGCGCCUUUUGCACACGCAGAGAACAGUUGGCUUUCUACUGCCCAUCUGUACGCCAUUGCUCGAUUCCACCUAUUCGGAAGCAAGCCAAAGGGAUCUUUUGUCACCGGAAGCACCGCCAAUUCGAGCGAAAAUGCUACAUCCAUUUCGUCGUUCCAAAAGGCAUACAGAGAUACUCUUCAAAGCGGUGCUUUGUUGAACAUUUGUCUUUUUAUUGCGACUGUUGGAGCUAUGCUCUUUGCGAUCUGGGUGGCUGUGACCGGAGAUGGAACAGAAAUUCCUAAACUGCUCACUACAUUUGCAUGGCCACCAUUGCUGCACUUGUGCUUCUUGACAAUUGUCCACAAUUGGGUACCCAUUGCUCAUCUUUUCAACUCUCCGGCCUAUCACCCCAGAGACUCUAGAUUGCUCACCACGGAGAAGGAAAUAUCAUACCCACGAGCGGAAAUCGAGGAGGAACUUAGUUCUGAAACACCUCUCCUCGGACUCUGCUGCUCUUUUAUAGUGCCAGUUGUUCUUUUAGGAGCCCUUGCUGGUGUUCUCAUAUCAUAG
Penicillium roqueforti is the source of this 1836-nucleotide messenger RNA. RefSeq names its product glycosyltransferase family 2 protein. Lineage: Eukaryota; Fungi; Ascomycota; Eurotiomycetes; Eurotiales; Aspergillaceae. The record is from RefSeq and is a predicted model, not a curated record. Bases 1 to 1836 code for a protein of 611 amino acids. The transcript is spliced from 3 exons.